AUGCUACUACUGAGCAGUCAGGCAACGGAGCGGACUAUCCCCGGGGCCACAAGUAAAGCUGUAACAGCCCACCAGUCAGGAGGAGGUAAGACCACGGUGGACCACAUUUCUGUCAUCCUGAACGGAACUCUGGGCCGUGAGGAGGUGGGUUCGAAGGUGGUGGCGGGCCUGGCCGCCCGAUACACCGCCCUGGAGCAGAGUCAUCCUGCAGCCGGGAGCACUAGGGCACGACCACAGGCGCUGCAGGGGGAGGAGGGACGCUUCAGCCUGGGCAGGACACAGCAGGAUCUUGGCAGGUGGCCCUCCCUGAGCCGCACAGGCAGAGUGGAGAGGAGGAGGGAGGAGGCAGUGCAGGAGGAGGAGGAGGAGGUAGAAAAGGAGGGGGGAAGAAAAAUGACGACGAACCGGUUUCUCCAACUCCAACAGCUCUCCAGUAACUCAGCAGCUCCAGCAGCAGCCCAACCUUCUCAGACAGAUGGUGAGACUGCAGCGGUAGGAGUAGAGGUAGAUGCAGCCACAGCAGCUCCAGAACAACAGAAGACCCAGGUAGAGACCCAGGGACAGGACUUUUCUCCCCAGUCCGAAGGGCCUCUCCCUGGGCAUCAUGGUGGUGUUCUGGCUGGUGGUUGCUGUCUACCCCGGGCUGUGCUCCGCAGGAGGCCAUCCCAGGACAGUCCUGCGCCACACAGCAGGAGUGUGGUGAGCAUGUAUGGCGCCCCAGCCAGACAGCAACGAGGCUCGCUAAGUGACCAGGACAGAACAGACAAAUCCAGGAGGCCCAGGAGUGUGUGCAUGCUGGGAGGCCCCAACCUCAACCCUGCCCUGUUGCAGCCCGGGUCCCACAGGUCCCACUCCCAACAGACCUCCAGAAGGGGGGCUACAGGGUCACUGGACGGUCCCCCCCAGCAGUGCUGGACCAGAAGGGCAGAGCUGCGGGCGGUGGACGGCCUCAAGCCAGGGAUCCUCCCUCAACGGACGGUGGCUGAGGAGAAGGAUUUCCCCAGGGUCCGGCAGCAGACCUGGAAACAGAGACCGGUCAGUAUGACAAUGUUGGAGCUGAGGAAGAAGGCCUCUGGGUCCCAAGACGAGCUGGACAGCCAUAAGGGAAGCCAGGGGGGAGGUCUGUUCGGCCGCUGGAGGAUGUUUGGCCGACCAGACCAGGACAAGGAUAAGGAGCAGGAGGGAGCCCGAGCCCCAGGCUCCAAGCCCCCCAGCAGGCCGGACGUCCCCAAGAAGACCCUGAGCUCCUUACGCCGGAGUCUCAGUAUGCGGAUCAGGAGGAACCGGCCGCGGGAGAGAGUGGAAAUAUCUGAAGUGACAGCAGAGGAACGCUCACGGACCAAAAGUAUCGGGCAGGAGACAUCUCUCCCCUCGCGUCCCUUCUCCUACCUCACCGGGAGGAGCCUGCCGCCCGCUUACGAGAAGGACAAUGAUGGAGGGAUGCAGAACAUUCAGUACCACAGCCAGGGCAAGGUCAAGGUGAUGGAGGUGCCACUCUACCCAGCCAAACUGUCCUCCUCCACUAAACCAGCCCAUGAGGAGCCCAGCGUGUGGCAGCUCAUAGCCAGCCGCUUUAGGAGGAAGGAGCAGCAACAGCCGUCCAAUGGUAAAUGUGAACUCCAGCCCCAACCCCUGAGCAAAGAGACUCAGACUGGCAAAUAUCCCCUGGCUGGGAGUAAAAAGCCUCAGUCGGUUGCCAUAGAGACUCUGGCAGGCAUCGACUGCAGCAAAGGUCAAGGUAAGAUUCCCUGCAAGAUCGAAUAUAUUCCCCAGCACUUACUGCCCCUAGUUCUGUACAGCCAUCCUCAACCACUC
This is a messenger RNA of Coregonus sp. 'balchen', 1815 nucleotides long. Lineage: Eukaryota; Metazoa; Chordata; Actinopteri; Salmoniformes; Salmonidae. The record is from the annotation of a GenBank genome assembly.